This is a messenger RNA of Jatropha curcas, 1462 nucleotides long. RefSeq names its product Sec20 family protein (gene ATSEC20). Gene Ontology annotation, molecular function: SNAP receptor activity. Gene Ontology annotation, cellular component: endoplasmic reticulum; SNARE complex. Gene Ontology annotation, biological process: retrograde vesicle-mediated transport, Golgi to endoplasmic reticulum. The record is from RefSeq and is a predicted model, not a curated record. NCBI's taxonomy places the organism in Eukaryota, Viridiplantae, Streptophyta, Magnoliopsida, Malpighiales, Euphorbiaceae.
AACGACGCCGAAAACAAUUAUUUUUUGGGCUCUGCCUUGCCUUCGGUCUCAUUCUUUCUUUUAAAUCUGAUAACUUUGAUCAGACCAUUUCCUGCGACCACGAGCUUUCUAGUUCUCACUGAUUGUUCCGGGAGCCAAACAGAUUAUUGGAAAAUUGUGGGUUUAAUGGACAAGGUCGUGGAGGAAGUGGAGAAGGUGAAGAAGGAAUGGGAUGAAGCGUAUGCGAAAACGCAAGGCCACAUUAAGGCAAUUGAAGAGUACGGCAAAUCAAGAAGAGGAGGAGGAGGAGAAGGAGAAGUAGAUGCAACCAAGGAGAAGAAUUCUCUUCCUAGAUUGAAUGGAUUAGCACAAGAUGGUUUGGCUUUGCUCCAAUCUUUGCAAUUUAAGCUUGAUCUUCUCGCUCCUCAAUUGCCUACUGAAGAGAAUGUGAAAUCGGCACAAGUCUUGCUUGAAUCGUGGAAGAAACAAUGCCAAAAUGUGCGGGUGAGCUUGAGAAAUGCUAAUUUGCAAGCCAAGGCUAACAUGAGAAAAGCAGCUCAGGAAGAGAGAGAGCUUCUACUGGGUGGUGGAGAAGAGUCCACAAUUCGCAGACGCAAUUUGCAGACUAAGGCUGGGAUGACAUCUGCAGCAGAAAGCAUCACAGAAAGCCUUCGACGAACUCGUCAGCUAAUGGUUCAGGAGGUUGAAAGAAGUGCUAGCACACUCAUGACUUUUGAGGAAUCAACAGGUGUAUUAAGGAAGGCUGAAACUGAAUAUAAGGGCCAUCGCUCACUGUUGAUGCGGACCCGAAAUUUACUCUCAACAAUGCAACGUCAGGAUGUCAUUGACAGAGUGAUACUUGCAAUAGGAUUUAUCUUGUUCUCUUGUGCUGUCCUUUAUGUGGUUUCAAAGCGUAUUGGACUGCUCAAGUUGCAGAGAACAGUUACUGCUGCCAUAAAAGCUGGUAUGGCUCAACAAGGUGAUAUUAGACGAAGAGGUGUUGAAAAUGGGCCUGGUUUUGCUCAGGUUUAUCAAGAUGCAGUUCCCAAGGUGGAGGCACCUUUAGGAGAGCCUAUGCAUGAUGAACUUUAAGAUUGUAGGUUUUCCUUGGAACAAAAAGAAAAAAAAAGGUGCGUAUACUAUGCUAAUUGCUAGUGCUUCUCAGCUUCUUUUCUUAUUUCCUUGGGCUGCCUCUCACUUCAGCAAAAUCAAGAUAUAGCCAUGCAAUGGGCUCCAAUUGUUCUCAUGUUUACACAAUUGUUUUAUUUUGUUUUUAGAUUACUUUGGCGUGAUUUAUGAAAAUAGCUUGUUAUUGGACAGUAAGAGAGAGAAAAAAUAGAAUAAAGGAGAAGAAUAGAAGUUGUUCUCUACUGCUAUUUCCUUUUUGUAUGCAUUUUUACAACACUUAUGUUGGCACAUACAUGUAAUACACUCAAUUAAAUAGCUAAGAUAAGAACAGUAAGAAGACAAUGAGGGGCCAAAA